UUUUUAUUAUGAAAGAAAAAAACCCACCCGGUCCCGAUCGCAUAAAAAUGUUCACCGUUGGUGAUUCAUUCGACUCCAUGGAACACGAUUUCAAUAUGCUUCCACCUGCACCACUAACUGCAACUCAACAACAAAGACCACCAACACCUUCAACCAUCAAAGCUCCAAAAUCCAAAUUGGUCAAUCACAUGUACCACGAAUAUUGCAUGUACACUACAAUCCAUGGAGUACAAUACCUCGGCCAGAAACGACCUUUCCGUGAGAAAAUCGUUUGGAUUGUAGCUUUACUAAUUUCCAUUUGCUUUUGUACCCACUUAAUCUACAACACUUAUAUAAAAUGGGUUGAAACUCCGGUGAUUGUGAGUUUUUCUGAAAAAUCUACACCCGUCUGGAAUAUACCAUUUCCAGCUGUCACAAUUUGUUCCGAGACAAAAAGUAUCCGCAAUGAAACUUUCGACUUUACUCAAUUUUAUAGGCAUUUAAUGAGUUUUGGGGGUCGAGUUUAUGAGAAACCCUCAAAUAUGUCACAAAUUGAUUUGAAUCGAAUGAGAAGUUUAUUACAAAUCUGUGGAAAUCAUUUGGUUAGUGAUAUGAACUUUCCAAAUUUCGAACAGACCAACUUUGAGGAACGGUUGGAUGAAAUUGUUCCCCAGUUUGAAAGAAAUUUCCCUUUUUGCAAGUGGGUAACUCAUUUGGGGAACUGUGAGGAUGUCUUUUUCAAGACUUAUACCGAAGAAGGUGUUUGUUACACUUUUAAUGGGUUGAAUGCAUCGGAAAUCUAUCGAGAAAACACAUACCAGCAUAUUCAUUAUCUCUCCACUCAAUCGUCGAAGAGUCAAAAAAGAAAACACCCAACCAAAUGGUCACUUCAGGAAGGUUAUGACUCCGAUGCUGGGAUUGAAACCUUCCCGGCACGUGUUCUCGGUGCUGGAUCGAGAGCUAGCUUGGUGGUAUCUCUCCAAAGUUACGAAAAUGAUUUCGAUUACAUUUGUCGUGGAGCACUCGAGGGUUUCAAGGUGACUCUCCACUCGCCUGAUGAUGUUCCCCAAGUUUCACGAAACUUUAUUCGGGUUCCCUAUGACAAAGAAGUUGUGGUACUCGUAAAGCCAAAUAUGAUUGAAACUAUGAAUGCAAUUAGCGAUUAUGAACCAAGUCGUCGACAAUGUUUUUUCAACAACGAACGUUACUUGAAAUUCUUUAAGAUUUACACUCAGAGUAACUGUGAAUUAGAAUGUCUGAGCAACUACACACUAAGCAAAUGUGGUUGUGUCAAAUUCUCCAUGCCAAGGUCUCCACACACUCCAGUUUGUGAUGAAAAGAAAAUCCACUGUUACGAUUUGGCUGAAGAUGAUUUACUCAUUCAUGAAUUUGGUGAAGGCUUGAACGAUCCGAAUCUAAUUGAUAGCGAAAAGAAGUCCAAGUGCAACUGUCUCCCUUCAUGCACUUCGCUAGUUUACAAUACUGAAUUGUCACAGGGUAAUUAUAAUAUGCAAAAGAUGCUGGCAUCGCAUGGUGAUACUCAGUAUAUGGCCGAGAAUGUUGGUGUAAGGAUGUCCAGAUUGUCGAUGCAUUUUAAAGAGAAUCAAUUUAUUACAUCGAAGCGAUCGGAAUUGUAUGGAAUAACAGAUUUUGUUGCCAAUUGUGGUGGAUUGUUGGGUUUGUUUAUGGGAUUUUCGGCGCUGAGUAUUGUGGAGUUUUUCUAUUAUGCUACUGUUCGGCUGAUGACAAAUAUUCAAGAUGCUAGGAGGGUUUGAGGGGUAAAAAAUUAAUUUAAUUGUAUUUUUGUGUUGAUUUUUUUUAUAAAAAUAAUUUAAUUGUAAAUAAUAUG
Molecule: messenger RNA, 1828 nt
Organism: Episyrphus balteatus (marmalade hoverfly)
Lineage: Eukaryota; Metazoa; Arthropoda; Insecta; Diptera; Syrphidae
Product: pickpocket protein 28
Exons: 1
Coding region: 9-1754 (581 amino acids)
Biological process (GO): sodium ion transmembrane transport
Cellular component (GO): membrane
Molecular function (GO): ligand-gated sodium channel activity
Source: RefSeq, a predicted model, not a curated record